AUGAGACGAACGGAUCACAUGGCGAGCAUGACUCCGCGAGCGUUUAGGAGGGACUCGGAUGUCGUUCUAUCUAACGUCAGUCAUAAGGAACAUCUCUUCAAGUUCCUUAUUAUCGGCGAUUAUGGUGUCGGCAAAACUGCGCUGGUCAGAAGAUACACAGAAGGGAAGUUCUCCUCGAAUUACAAGAUUACCAUAGGCGCCGAUUUUGCGAUAAAAACGCUCGAUUGGGAUCCGCAAACUAAAAUAAACUUACAACUAUGGGACAUCGCUGGUCACGAGAGAUUUGGAUACAUGACGAGGGUUUAUUACAAAUACGCGGUAGCUGCGGCUCUCGUAUUCGAUAUCUCACGCGUGUCGACCUUCCAAUCGAUGAAGAAGUGGCUGAACGAUCUCAGAGAGAAGAUCGCGCUGCCGGAUGGUUCGGGUAUACCAGUCGUGCUCCUGGCAAAUAAGUGCGACAUAUCGGUCGCCGUGACCAACGAACAAAUCUCCAAGUUCUGCAGAGAGAACAAGAUACACGCUUGGUACGCGACUUCCGCGAAGAACAACACCAAUGUCGACACAGCGAUACGCUAUUUGGUGGAUAAGGUGCUAAGUUCGAGAAUUGACAACGGUAUACGGGAUUCAAUUCGAUUACGGCACGAUAGCACGUCGAAUCGUGAAAGAUCUAUGUGCUGCAAAUAGAACGAUGUAUACACGU
Molecule: messenger RNA, 700 nt
Organism: Cyphomyrmex costatus
Lineage: Eukaryota; Metazoa; Arthropoda; Insecta; Hymenoptera; Formicidae
Product: ras-related protein Rab-38
Exons: 6
Coding region: 1-684 (227 amino acids)
Biological process (GO): phagosome-lysosome fusion; endosome to lysosome transport
Cellular component (GO): trans-Golgi network; lysosome; phagocytic vesicle
Molecular function (GO): GTP binding; GTPase activity
Source: RefSeq, a predicted model, not a curated record